AUGUCCACAGCAAUACCCGCGCCUCAAACACCAAGGCCGCAACGUAUUCUGGCCUGUCUGCUCUGCCAGCAACGUAAAGUCAAGUGCAGUCGUUCGUUCCCAUGCACAAACUGCAUCAAGCAACACGUUCAAUGUGUUCCCGCUACAGCGCCACGACGACGACGCCGUCGGUUUCCCGAAAGAGAGCUGCUGGAGCGUCUUCGAAAAUAUGAGGACUUGAUGAGGCAAAACGGCGUCAAGUUUGCCCCGCUGCAUCCGGAGACUGGUGUCGAGAAAGAGAGUAGUGACUCGGAAGAGGAAGACGGAGGAUCCAACACUGGGAAACUAGAGAACUCUAAAAACAAGCCGCAACCUCCCGAUUUUCUGAGCAGCCAGUUCCGUGAAAAUGUCCUCACUACCUCCUGGGACCGCUCCAUGGACAACGAAGACAACAUUCUCUUUGGAUCGCGCCAGACUUUCGUUCAUCUUUCGUCUUUGCAUCCUCCGCCGGCACACAUCUUCAAGUUGUGGCAGGUAUAUCUCGACAAUGUCAGUCCGUUGCUCAAGGUGACGCAUACGCCUUCCUUGCAAAGUCGAAUUACUCAAGUAGCUGGCACCUUGUUUGGUGUGGAUGCUGCUCUUGAAGCACUCAUGUUUAGCAUUUACUGUAUUUCCGUGACAAGUCUCGAGCCGGAAGACUGUCCGGCAAUGUUUGGUUCACCACGGGAGGAUCUGCUGAUGCGGUUUCGGUUCGGCUGCCAGCAGGCGCUGAUGAAUACUGCUUUUUUGCAGACUGAGGACCUAGAUACCUUGACGGCAUUGUAUCUCUAUUUGCUAUCUACCUAUGCCAUCGUCCACGCCCGGUCGCUGGAUUCCAUGCUCGGGAUCGCUAUCCGCAUUGCGCAGCGGCUGCGCAUUCACGAUGAAACGCAAAACUCUAAAUGCACGGUUUUCGAGGCAGAGAUGCGUCGGAGGCUCUGGUGGGCAUUGGUGCUUCUUGAUAGUCGUGUCAGCUCCGUGGCCAACUCUGUCUCCUCGACGUUGGUUCCAACCUGGGAUUGCAAGAUCCCGACCAAUAUUGGAGAUGCAGAGCUACGGCCCGACAUGGCUGAGGUACCGCUCGUACAAGACUAUCCAUCGGACGCCAUAUUUGCUGUUGUUCGUUGUGAAAUCGGCGAGUAUAUUCGUCAUUCACCCCUUCAUAUUGAUCUCACCAACACUCGUCUGAGUGUACUUGCUAAACAUAGUCCUGUCAAUGACAAUGUAGCAGAGUUAGAAAAAGUGGUUGAAAAGCGUCUUGGUAGUUGCAGAGAAGAAAACCCCAUACAGUUUAUGACUAUUUGGGCGAAUCGAGCUCAACUUGCCAAACUUCAUCUCGUUGAGCACUCUGCGCGACCCGCGUCGUCUCCUGACGAACAAUUUAGCGCCGACGCUAUGAAUCAAGCAUUACGGCUUCUGCAGUGCGACACGACCUUGAUGAAGGCGCCGUCGACGAAAGGGUACCACUGGUUCCUACGGCAGCAUCUCCCAUUUGUGGCAUACAUCCACAUAAUGCAGCAUCUCCAGGCACGAAGCAAUGGCGCCAACGGCGGACCACGCAUCGAGGAAGCCUGGAAGGCUUUGAACGAUAAUUUUGUGGCUCGGUUCAGCUCCGCGAAUGCCUGCAGUGGAACGCAUUUCAAAGCAUUUACGAACUUGGUCCUGGGGGCUUGGGAAACAAUGGAGGCCAAGUACCGGGAUGGGGAAAAGACAACACCAGAGCUCGUGUUGACAGUGAGGCAGAAGUUGGCGGAUGCUGCGCUGACGAGUCUGGAGAAUUCUCUUGUCCCUCCUUUGGAUGGAGGACCAAAUGGUGACGAAUUUGAUUUGGAUGAUGUUUGCGGUGGUGGUCUGGGCGAUUUGGCAACAGUUUUGGACUUUGCCAACCUCGAUCAAGCUGGAUUUGAGGGCGAUAUAUCAAACAUUACGUCUAUGGAGUGGAAAUAA
Molecule: messenger RNA, 1965 nt
Organism: Pochonia chlamydosporia 170
Lineage: Eukaryota; Fungi; Ascomycota; Sordariomycetes; Hypocreales; Clavicipitaceae
Product: C6 transcription factor
Exons: 4
Coding region: 1-1965 (654 amino acids)
Biological process (GO): regulation of DNA-templated transcription; DNA-templated transcription
Molecular function (GO): zinc ion binding; DNA-binding transcription factor activity, RNA polymerase II-specific; DNA binding
Source: RefSeq, a predicted model, not a curated record